AUGCCCUUGAACUGCAGUCCAAGCAGCUUCAGCCUGUUGUCCCUGCGCCUGCAUCAUUCAAAGCCCCGGGUGCCCGGCCGGCCUGCCUCCAGGAGAGGCCUCUGUGUUCCUCAGGCCUGGUCGUGGCAGAACUCCAGUGAGGGCGCCUCAGGCGAGUUCAAGGCCCCUGGGCACUGUGAGGCCAAGGGCCGGAGACCAGGCCAGGGGACGGGGGCACCAGGACUACUCUGUGAAGUUUGCACACCCCAUGUCAUCCUGCACCAGGCGCUGCAGCCUCCCGGGCGCCGCAGGCUCGACACGCGCGCUUCCGGCGCACCCCCCCGUCCCCGCGCCAUUCUCUGCUGUUCUCCUGCCGCACUUUCGCGCCAACGGCUACGGGUGGUGCUGUUCAGCGGAGUGGCUGUGGGCAAGACGGCGCUGGCCACGCAGUUCGCCAGCGGGCGCUUCCCCGAGCAGCACGAGCCGACGGUGGAGGAGCUCUUCAGCAAGGUGAUCCAGGUGAACGCGGUGCACGCGGUGCCCGCGCUGCCGGAGAUCGUGGACACGGUGGGCGCCGAGCACCUGGUCACCCUCAAGGGCCUCUACACCGAGAAUGGCGACGGCUUCGUGGUGCUGCAGGGUGUGCGCAGCGCCGCCUCAUUCGAGGCGCUGCGGCCGCUGCGGGAGCGCGUGGGCGGCCUGCGCGGGCCCAAGGCCAUGAGGCUCAUGCUCGUGAGCACCAAGGCCGACCUGGACGCGGAGCGCCAGGUACUGACGGCGCGGGGCCGUGCGCUGGCACGCGAGUGGCGCUGCCCGUUCCUGGAGGUGACGGCCGAGAGCAAACGGAUGGUGGACCAGGUGUUCACACAGGUGGUGCGCAAGCUGGAGGCCCUGGCCCCGCCCCCGCCCGGGGAGGGGGUCUGGGCCGAGCCCACGAGUGCCCAGGAUACGUGGACGUCGGCGAGAUUCAUAGGCUAAUAGGGACGGUGCCUCUUUAAUGUUCGCCUGUCUUCGUGCCUUCCCAAGCUCCGA
Molecule: messenger RNA, 1011 nt
Organism: Phyllostomus discolor (pale spear-nosed bat)
Lineage: Eukaryota; Metazoa; Chordata; Mammalia; Chiroptera; Phyllostomidae
Product: ras-related protein Rap-2c-like
Biological process (GO): negative regulation of cell migration; Rap protein signal transduction
Cellular component (GO): plasma membrane
Molecular function (GO): GTP binding; GDP binding; GTPase activity
Source: RefSeq, a predicted model, not a curated record